This is a messenger RNA of Polypterus senegalus (gray bichir), 750 nucleotides long. RefSeq names its product COP9 signalosome subunit 8 (gene cops8). The transcript has 7 exons. Gene Ontology annotation, biological process: COP9 signalosome assembly; protein deneddylation. The record is from RefSeq and is a predicted model, not a curated record. NCBI's taxonomy places the organism in Eukaryota, Metazoa, Chordata, Cladistia, Polypteriformes, Polypteridae. Bases 83 to 658 code for a protein of 191 amino acids. Gene Ontology annotation, cellular component: COP9 signalosome.
UGGUGGCGUGAACCGGAAGAUAAAGACAGCGAGCGCUCUAGCCUCUUACUUCGGCGCAGACAACAGCAGAAGCUGCAAGAAGAUGCCGGCAGCGACGAGCUUAGGAGACAAUUAUAGCAAACUACUGGAACAGUGCGAGGCGCAGGAGCUGGAGGCCCCUGGUGGGAUCGCGACGCCGCAGGUUUACGGUCAGCUGCUGGCCUUGUAUCUUCUUCACAAUGACAUGAACAACGCCCGCUACUUGUGGAAGAGGAUUCCUCAGGCGCUCAAGACGGCUAAUCUGGAAUUGGGAGCCAUAUGGGCAGUGGGACAGCACAUCUGGCAGAGAGACUUUCCUGGCAUCUACACGACCAUCGCUGCGUACCAGUGGUCCGAGUCCAUUCAGCCCAUCAUGGACGCACUGAGAGAGGCGACGCGCCAGCGGGCAUUUGGGCUGGUGGCACAAGCUUACACCUCCAUCACGGCUGACGAUUUUGCUGCUUUUGUCGGGUGCCCAGUGGAUGAAGCCGUCCAAGGUGUUGUUAAUCAGGGGUGGCAAGCUGACCCGAGUACCAGGAUGGUGAUGCCCAAAAAGCCAGAUCCCCCUCCAGUGUCGCUCAUCCCCAACGAGCAGCAGUUGGCGCGACUCACCGACUACGUUGCUUUCCUUGAGAACUGAUGGGCACCCUCCAAGGCUGAAGACAUAUUGGCAUUUGAGGCGGGUCUGAAGGGGGUGGGCAUGAACUCGGACCCCAAGCCAUUUCAUUUUGU